CUCAUCAAUCAAUACUCUUAAUUUGACGCAUCUUUUUCCUUACGGCAUUCCUUACCUCACCCACCCUCUUUAACCAAAACCCAACCACACUCAUUUCAUCCUCUAAAAUUAAUAAUAAUAUCCAUUUCAUUUCAUUCUUAAUUGAUCAAUUAAUCAAAUCACCUCUUAAAGCUUCAAACUUUCAACCAAAAAAGCCAACACCUUUACUUCUCUUCAUCCAUAAAUCCCUCACCCUUUUCUUUCUUUUCCCUUUUCAUUCCAAUUUGAAUAAAGGGUCAUCAAAAAAACCUCACCUUCUUCACCUAUUUCAUAUCAAGUUUUCAUUUUUAACUAAAGGGUCAUCAAAAAAACCUCAUCAUCUUCACCAAUUUCAUAUCAAGUUUUGAUUUUUAACUAAAGGGUCAUCCAAAAAACCUCAUCAUCUUCACCUAUUUCAUAUAAAGUUUUGAACUUUACCUUAUAAGAAGAACAACAACAACAGUAGUUGAUUGUUUCCAGAGUUAUGGCAAUGAUGCCAUACUACCUUUCUAGGCUACCUUAUCAUGAUUCCCUUCAAAUACUUGAGGCUGAUAUACAACAAGCUAAUUCUUUGGCUGCUGCAAUUCCAAGAGCAAAGGGAGGAAAUCUUAUUAAAAUGAAAUUGGUUUGUAAUCAAUUGGCUCCUCUUGUUUUGUUGUUUCUUCAAUGGAUGGAUUGGUCUUGUGCUGGCUUUUUGCAUAGUUAUCUUAACCUCUUUCACAUACUUAUAUACAAAGAACCAAAUGAUGGGAGAUCAAUCUUGUCUAGCCGUGGAAGGAAAGCAACCAUUAAGGAUUUUUAUGCUGUUAUACUGCCGUCUCUUCAGCGGCUUCACGGUAGCUUCGACGACAAGUUGGAGACUUGUGAAGAAGUGAACACGAGCUUAAAAGGUUCGGUUUGUGGCAAGAAGGUGAUUGAAGGAGAUGAGAAACUAACCAAUGUUGAUUUACAAAGAGAAGAUGAAUGUGGGAUUUGCUUAGAGCCUUGUACCAAAAUGGUUUUGCCUAAUUGCUGUCACGCCAUGUGCAUCAAAUGCUACCGCAAAUGGAACAGGAAGUCAAAGUCGUGUCCUUUUUGUCGCGGUAGCUUGAGGAGGGUUAAUUCAGAGGAUCUAUGGGUAUUAACUUGCGAUGAAGAUGUUGUUGACGCUGAAACAGUUUCUAAAGAAGACUUAUUGCGGUUUUACCUCUAUAUCAACAAGCUUCCCAAAGAUAACCCGGACGCACUUUUCCUAAUGUAUUAUGAAUACCUGAUUUGAUUUUCUUUUGAAUGAGUAGAAAUCAAAUUCGGUACUCUGAAAUUUACAAUACUCACACACACUGUGCAUCAACCACUUGUAAGAUCACAGUGGUUUAUUCGAUAUUAUUUCACUAAAUAAGAAAAUAAAUGUACAUAUAUAGAAAAAGCCGGACCGCAAAUGUGAAUAGAGUCCGGCAUAAAAAAAAAUUAUUCUCAUUUCAUCAUUGUACUUGGGAGAGAAGUUUCUUGGAAUUUUAGACCAGGAAAAUCACUUCUCUUAGCUCUUUGAUGCAUCUUCAUUGCUAAUAUUUUCAACAAGUUGUAAUUAAGAUAUUAAUUUAUGAAGCAAAAUCUCCUUGUA
Messenger RNA from Vicia villosa (hairy vetch), 1618 nucleotides. RefSeq names its product E3 ubiquitin-protein ligase AIRP2-like. Gene Ontology annotation, biological process: protein ubiquitination. Gene Ontology annotation, molecular function: ubiquitin protein ligase activity. The coding region runs from base 503 to 1276 and encodes 257 amino acids. The transcript has 5 exons. The record is from RefSeq and is a predicted model, not a curated record. Lineage: Eukaryota; Viridiplantae; Streptophyta; Magnoliopsida; Fabales; Fabaceae.